CCCCCACACUGCAGUGCGGCCGGGCCCCCUCCCCGCAGGGGCCGCCCCCCUCCGGCGCCCGGGGCGGCCCGGCCCGCAGGGCCAUGAAGCUGCAGGCCGUGAUGGAGACCCUCCUACAGCGCCAGCAGCGGGCGCGCCAGGAGCUGGAGGCCCGGCAGCCGCCGCCCGAGCCCCCCCGGCCCCCCGGCCCGCGCCCGGGCCGCCCCGAGGAGGACAGGGAGCCGGAGCACGCCCGGAUGCAGCGCGCGCAGAUGGCCGCGCUGGCCGCCAUGCGGGCCGCCGCCGCGGGCCUCGGUCACCCGGCCAGCCCCGGCGGCUCCGAGGACGGGCCCCUCGGCUCUGAGGACGAGGACACGGCCCGGGAGGGGGCCCCCGGCUCGCCCGCCCCACCCGGCCGAGGCAGGGAGGCCCCGGGACCCGCCGAGGGCGACAGGCACUUCGAGGACGUGGGCUCCGACGAUGAGCUGAAGCCGAAAUGGGAGGAGGAGGAGGAGGAGGAGGAGCUGGAGGAAGAGCUGGGGGAUGAGGACGAGGACGAGGACGAGGACGAAGAGGAGGACUACGAGGAUGAGGAGGGGCUCGGGCCCCCCGGCGCCACCGGCCUGGGCCCCGCAGCCCUGUUCCCCCGCAAGGCCCCGCCGCCCCAGGCCUUCCGCGGAGACGGCGGGCCGCGCGCGCUGGGCGGCCAGGAGCGGCCCGGAGGCGGGCCGGCCCCCCGGGGCGCCGCACACACGGCGCCGCCCCUGCAGCCGCCCGACCACGGGGACUGGACGUACGAGGAGCAGUUCAAGCAGCUUUACGAACUGGACGGCGACCCCAAGAGGAAGGAGUUCCUGGACGACCUGUUCAGCUUCAUGCAGAAGCGAGGGACGCCCGUGAACCGGAUCCCCAUCAUGGCCAAGCAGGUGCUGGACCUGUUCAUGCUGUACGUGCUGGUGACGGAGAAGGGCGGCCUGGUGGAGGUCAUCAACAAGAAGCUGUGGCGGGAGAUCACCAAGGGCCUCAACCUGCCCACCUCCAUCACCAGCGCCGCCUUCACCCUGCGGACCCAGUACAUGAAGUACCUGUACCCCUACGAGUGUGAGAAGCGGGGCCUCAGCAACCCCAACGAGCUGCAGGCCGCCAUCGACAGCAACCGGCGGGAGGGCCGGCGCCAGAGCUUCGGGGGCUCGCUCUUCACCUACUCGCCGAGCGGGGCCCACAGCAUGCUCUCCUCGCCCAAGCUGCCCGUGUCCUCCCUGGGCCUGGCCGCCAGCACCAACGGCAGCUCCAUCACCCCGGCCCCCAAGAUCAAGAAGGAGGAGGAUUCGGCCAUCCCUAUCACGGUCCCCAGCCGCCUGCCAGUCUCCCUGGCGGGCCACCCCGUGGUGGCGGCCCAGGCGGCCGCGGUGCAGGCGGCAGCAGCCCAGGCAGCCGUGGCGGCUCAGGCGGCUGCGUUGGAGCAGCUUCGGGAGAAGCUGGAGUCCGGGGAGCCUCCUGAGAAGAAGAUGGCCCUGGUGGCCGAUGAGCAGCAACGGCUCAUGCAGCGAGCCCUGCAGCAGAACUUCCUGGCCAUGACAGCCCAGCUGCCCAUGAGCAUUCGUAUCAACAGCCAAGCCUCCGAGAGCCGCCAGGACUCAGCCUCGAACUUGAGCAGCACGAACGGCAGCAACAGUAUUAGCAUGUCCGUGGAGAUUAACGGGAUCGUCUACACAGGAGUCCUGUUCGCUCAGCCGCCGGCCCCCACGCCCCCCUCGGCCCCCGGCAAAGGCGGCGGUGGUGGCAGCCGCGCAGGGAACAGCGGGAACAGCAGCGGCGGGGGCAGCGCGGGCGGCCAGGCCGGGCCAGCGGGGCCGUCCACACCGGCCACGUCUUCUACCUCAACUAACUCAUUGCCUUAACCACUCCCCACCGCCUCCCCCACCCCGGAGCACCCCCCCCCUCCCCGCCAGACCGGACAGGGGGUCGAGGUGGGCCACACGGGGGAGGGGCGGCUGGGAUGGCGGAAGAUACGGGUGGGGAGGGGAGAUGUCCGCAGAGGAGCGACAGCUAGCACCAAAAAAAAAAAAAAAGAGAGAGAGAGAAGAAGAAAUAUAUACGUAUAUAUAUAUAAAGAAAAUUUAAUAAAACAGGGGGAGACCAAGUAACACUUGAAUUACUCAGGUUUCGGACGUCCAGGCCGCAAGCGGAGGAAAUGGGAAGAGAGCGAGGGGUCCGCACCCUGGGGCUGCUCCCGCGGCCCUGGGGGACCCGCUCGGACUGGAGUCCGGUGUCCGGUUUGGACCAGUUGCCAUGUCAGUCUGAUCCUCUUUACCUCGUACAUCCCUGCACUGUGCGUUUUCAUUUUUGUCUGGUUUUUGUUUUGUUUUUUUUUUGCUUUUUUUUUUUUUUUUUUCCUCCAUCACACACACUCGCCACACCCGGCUCCUUGUGUUGAACGGAACCCCUGAGCCAAGAUCGGUUGAAAUUUUUUGUUUAUUAUUAUUUUUCUUGUUGCUUUUGGGAAUUUUUUUUUUUUUUUUUUUUUAAAGAGCUAGCGAUAUUCGAACUCUAUAGGGUUUUUAAGAGGUCUUGGGGGUUGUGUUUUGUAAAUAGUCUAUUUUAUUCUCGGGGGAGGAAUCAAACCUUAGCAAAAGGAGAUAUAUAUCUAUAUAUCUAUAUAUUUGUGUUCAUUCAGGGAAACUGGACUUGAAAAAGCAAAAAAAAAAAGAAAAAAGAGAAAAAUCGGAA
This is a messenger RNA of Equus caballus (horse), 2709 nucleotides long. It is a transcript of the gene ARID3A, whose product is annotated as AT-rich interaction domain 3A. Gene Ontology annotation, cellular component: nucleus. NCBI's taxonomy places the organism in Eukaryota, Metazoa, Chordata, Mammalia, Perissodactyla, Equidae. Gene Ontology annotation, molecular function: DNA binding. Gene Ontology annotation, biological process: regulation of transcription by RNA polymerase II. The record is from RefSeq and is a predicted model, not a curated record.